Molecule: messenger RNA, 2451 nt
Organism: Lichtheimia ornata
Lineage: Eukaryota; Fungi; Mucoromycota; Mucoromycetes; Mucorales; Lichtheimiaceae
Exons: 8
Coding region: 1-2451 (816 amino acids)
Source: RefSeq, a predicted model, not a curated record
AUGGGAAAGAACAGCAAUACCCCAGAAGAGUUCUCAACAAUAGACCUUGAUAACAAUGACACCGUAAAUGAUAUCGACAUGGCACAGGAGUUCUCGAGUGUGCGGCUGUCAGAGGAUAACGAUAUUGCCGACAACACCAAUGACCAAGUCCAUUCCUCUGGUGCUAUUUCACACGACGCCAUCUCGCAUCAUCCAAACGAAUUAUCAAUGUCGAGUGCCAACGAUCGCACCGCUAGCAUGACAGCAGACCAUUUGCUUGAUGAGUUAUCAGAUGCAACAACGACACAGCACAGGAGUGCACCGGGUACAUUUCCGUUAGAGAUAUCGCGUUCAACAUCCAGCAAAACAUCCAACGCGUCUAUUGGCAAUGGGGCACCAUCAUCACCGGCUGUUCCAGAAAAAGAAUGGAGUGGUACUGACAACAGCCGAAUGACUUAUCAAUACGACCAAUUCUUUGAAGAAGUAUCAUUGGAUUUGCCUAGAGAUACUCAACAGCCCUUUGCUGCUACUCCUGCCAACACAACCGCUUCCAUGACAACCACAAGUCCGACAGCAUCCAAAUUGCUGAAAUUCAUGCCACGACGCCCUACUGCAGAUCAAAAACCUCCCAACUUGUCUAUCACUACAGCUGAUGUCUCCGGUCCUUUUUAUUCUAUUUCCGAUGUCCUUAGUGAUAGCCCCAACACCAAUGCCACAGCAGCAGCAGCAGCCGCGGCAGCAGCAGUAGCAGCAACUUCAUCAUCGUCUACCAACAACAAGGAUGAUCCAGCAUCACAGCAACGAGGAGCUCGUCGCAAUGUAUAUGAAAGGGAUGUUAUCGUCACUUCAGGAGGAUCAUCAGCGAGAGCCAUAAAACGACGUUCUAGUUUGAAUCCAUUCUCACGAAAAACUACACAGCAAAAGCCAUCCCCAUUGGAGACCGUGGUAUCCAAAACAAGGCCAAGGAUGCUCCCUCCAAAGAAUCCAAAUGAAGAAAAGAAGCAUCUUCAACAACAUCAGGCAAUGAUGAAGAAGGCACGCAAAUUAGAGGCCAAGAAGGAGAAGGAAGUGACUCGUCGUAAAGAGGAAAAGGACAAGAUGAUGGCCCAAGCAAUUCAUGUAUGGGAAAGUGACAUCAUCACCAAUUGGAGUUCAAGGAUAAACGACGCCAAAACUCGUGAAUUAUGGUUACAAGGUGUACCUCCUCGGUGUCGUAAGCGGGUUUGGAUCCUUGCUAUUGGUAAUGAUCUUAAGAUUGCAAAAGACAUGUUUACAAACUAUACAAAGCGACUACCACAUCCAGCAAAUGGUACGGAGAAAUCGGCAACGAAUGAGUUGAUGACACAACGCCAAGAGGGGGAAUGGCCGUCUGAAGCACCCAAUGACAACAAUGCAGUCCCUGAUGAGUUAUAUAAUAUCCGACGAGUGAGGAGAACGAGCAGCUUGAAUGUUCUUCACGAGGAGCCUUCAGAAAAGAUCGAUUAUCCUGAAAGUAUUCAUGAGCAAUCUGGGAGGACUUCAAUGCAGCAUUCUUCAGAUGAUUUAUCUCGAGAAGAAAAUGAUCAUCCUCGUUCCAAUCGUGCCAGCAGAAGCGCCGUAGAGCUACAUGAUCAACAUGCCAUUACUUCUGAUGAUGGAGAAGAUGUGCGGAUCAGCGAUGAUAUCGAUGACAGUGAUACGGACAACAGGACCAGUAGCGAAUACUCAGCUGAUGUCCCUUUGGAUAAUACCGGCAUUAGUGCGUACUUGGUUCAAGCAAUCGAUGAAGAUAUUGUUCGCACAUUACCAAGCCUUUGUGUGUUUCAGCCUGAUGGACCAUUGUUCAACUCCCUUCGAAAGAUACUCAAUGCUUAUGUACGAAGCCAAGAUGAGCCAUCUUAUUCACGAGGCACAUCUUUCCUUGCAGGCAUGCUAUUGUUGAAUAUGAACAGCCAAGAGACAUUUAUUGCUUUAUGCAACCUGAUACACAAGAGUGAUGUCCUUUCUGCUCUAUACAACUCUGAUGAGCAACGUGUACGUGGAUACUUCAAGAUCUUCAACAUUGUUUUUGCCGAGAACCUGCCAAAGCUUUAUCUCCAUUUCAAGAACUUGUCCCUGACACCUGAGCACUAUUUGCCAGAUUGGUUCAUGACUAUCUUUUCGUCGAUUCUUCCACUUGAUCUUUCCUCAAGGCUAUGGGACAUUUUCCUUUUGGAAGGCGACAUUAUAUUAUUCAAGACUGGUCUUGCCGUACUCAAAUAUCUGGAACCGCUUCUUUGGGGUGGUAGUUUUGGCGAGACUGUAAAGACAUUGAAUAUGGGAUUUAUCGGCGAAGAGCGUGGCCAAGAAGUUAAAGCCGCUGUGGCUGUCACAGGACACAUUAUGGAAGGUGAACACGAUGCAUUUUUCAACGAGGUGCUUGGAAGAAACGGCCUUCGACUGGAUAGGUUCAAGUUUAAGGAAUUGGUGGCCGCACAUGUGUUGACACGGUGA